AUGUCUAUAAGGACAAAGAGAUGUGAGGAAGAGCAACAAUCAUCAUUCCAAGAUCAAAUUUCGACACAUAAACGACAAUAUGAUUCAAUUAAAUUAUCACCUAAUCAAAAUCAGUGCCAACGUUUAUACAAUCAUCGUUACACAUAUCGUCAGCCAUUUCAAACGACAAGCAACUAUCAUUAUUAUCCACCAAAUACUCGACAGGUGUUGGCAAAUCAUGGAUAUAUCUUAACAAAUUGUGCAAAACUUGGUUAUGGACGUUACAGCAAAAUUGCAAUAAAAAUAAUUGAUACACGAAAAGUUACUCAAGAAUAUAAGUGCAAAUUUUUGCCACGUGAAAUUCAUGUAUGGAAACGUUUGAGCCAUUCAAAUUUGGUAGCUCUUCUCGGUGUCUUCGAAGAGGCUGGCAAAGUGUAUUUGCCGAUGGAACUUGCCGAAAAAGGCGAUCUUUUAACAUUUGUACAACAAAACGGUGCACAGUCGGAAUCGAGAGCUCAAAGUUGGAUGAAACAACUCCUCUCGGCAGUUUAUUACUUGCAUAUGCGUUCAAUAGCGCAUCGUGAUUUGAAAUUAGAAAAUAUCCUUCUAUUUGCUGAUAACUUCAUCAAAAUUGCUGAUUUCGGAUUCUGUCGAGAGAUACAAAAUGGUGAUUUAUCGAGGACAUUUUGCGGAUCGAAAUCUUACUCAGCUCCAGAAAUUCUUCUUGGUCAAGAAUAUAUACCAUUCAAGGCAGAUAUCUGGUCAUUAGGUGUUGUAGCAUUCGUAUUGGUUACUAAUCGGAUGCCAUAUGAUGAAUGUGUUGUUAGUAAUACUGUUAUUGUGGAGGCACAACGAAAGAGAACUUAUUGUUAUUCGAGAAAACUACAGCUUAGUCAAAUAUGCCAAAGUACCAUCGACACCAUGAUGACAUUUGAUUACCGUACACGGCCUGAUAUUCAACAAGUGAUGAACUUGCCCUGGUUUCGCCUACCAAUAAUACCACCGCGGCGCAAGGAAAGUGAAUUCAGUUGUACAACUCUCUAA
Molecule: messenger RNA, 1023 nt
Organism: Acanthocheilonema viteae
Lineage: Eukaryota; Metazoa; Nematoda; Chromadorea; Rhabditida; Onchocercidae
Source: the annotation of a GenBank genome assembly